AUGCCAAUCCGAGCAUGCGAUAUACCAAACAGCAGCGUUCGAAAGAAAUAUGAGCAGUUCGGGGUGUGGGGGUAGAACGACAGACUAAGUGCUAUAUGCGACCUCAUUUGUUGCUGCAUCUAACAGUCCAAUAAUUUACUAAUUUUAUGCAAUACCCAACCAAAUGGAACGGUCGUCGACGGCAGUGCCUUCCAGACGUAGUUUGGUUUAACAUAACCUUACUUUUCGCUAAACCCGGGUGAAUUCGCGAGUUUAUUUUUGUCGUUGACUGUACCGGGCAACUUUACCAAAAAACACAAAAACAAACAAAUUGCGACUGCCAAAGAAGAUAGAGUCGCAAAGCAAUCACAGUCUAAAAGGAACCGUCUACUUUGUAACUCUAAGUGGUGGUGCUCUCGAGAGAAAAAAAAACUAAUCUGAGAUCGUAAAGUAAACCUUCGAGACAUAUCUUUUAAUAUAACGAAAUUUACUUUAGCAUCUGAAAGAACAUAUUAUCGAACAUAUGCAUUUAUGAGUCGCUAAUUAUCAUGUUAAGUUCAGGACUUUGAAGAAUUAAAGGAAAGUCAGCACGUAAAGCUGCCUGAAGCUAAAAGAAGCGUACUACAGCAGAAGGAUAAUUUGCCAAACCUCAAUGAAGUACCAUUUUCCCAGUUGUCAGGUCGUAAGCAAGAAAAAAAGGCAAACAGUAAUGUAACUAAUAAAGUGAGUAAUCUCUCAAAAUGAAAAACUAAUAAGGUUUAUAAAAUUAACGCAUUAAUAGCGCCCUUACCAGCAAUUUUACACACGGCCCUGUCAGCAACAUUCGCCGGGCUUCGAGUUCCGGAACGAGACCUCGGCCUGCCAUGAAUCGGUGUCGUGGGCCUAGACAUAACGUACGGUUACUGCUGGCCACAACCUCUUCAUCUGUUUUUACAAAUUGCCUGUGCAAGUACUUGGAACCCGACCAAAUCUUGGCUUCAGCAUCACAUCAGAAGACCAGAAAUUUCCACAUGCAAAUAAAAUUAUAAACAGCGCUUACGUUAGUCGCCAUAGACGCUUUAUCAAGCGUUAUACUUGAAUGUGUGUGACAUCGGUACCUUGUUAAAUCAAGGCAGGUUAUAAGGUAAAGAAACUUCACGCCACUAAAUGAAAACAAUUAAAAGGGAAGGCAGAAUUUUCCUCUCCACCGAUGAACCACCAUGUUUCCCUCUCUUCGCUGUCGCUUUGAAUAUUCAUCUCGUUCCUCAAAGUUGCAUGUGAUUGGUUCAGUCAGCGAUUUGUAGCAAAGCGCGUGACACAUGUGUUUUUGGCGCGUAAUUCUUGUUGCUCAGUAAUUAAUAUUGAUUGUAUUUUGGGGUUUGUGAUCUUUCGACAGCUUUUUAGCCACUGGAACUAUGCAGUAAAGUACUCAGAGUUUGUCACCUAUCGAAUCAUAAGCAGUAAAAGAUCGCUAUAUUCUCAACCAGGUUCGAUUGUUGAUGCUUCACGCAACGUCAACUGAUGCCUUGAGGGCAUUACCAUAAUAGAAAUAAUUACUGUAAAAUGCAAUACAAUAAAGGCAAAUUUUGUCAGAAUAUCGUGGAUGAAAACUGAUUGAAGGACAUUUUACAAAGUUUCUUUUUGAAAUUUGAAUUAAAUGAAACACUAGGCAUUUGGCUAAUUCUCUAUUAAAAUAACUUGUAAUUAAUACAUAAGACUUGAGUCUUCGUAUUGUGUGUUCAAUCACGCGAACAAACCAAAAGCACGUAUAUGUAAAACGAGAUCUCUCUUUUGCAUAUAAUCCAGCAUCCUCGAAGACCUCGGGGCAGCUAAUCGGAUGAGGAUUUCAUAAGCAAAAGCCUUGAAAACUUUACUUGAAUCAAUUUUGACCUCGAAUACUUAACACAACCUAAACAGCUGUACUGGGUUACCGAGGAGUAUCGUUUACAUUUUUUAACACUGCAUCCUUAAAAAAAAUCCUGGGAAAAUGUGCGAUUUUGGUCAGACAGGGAAAAAGAACCGAAAAAGAAAAACGAAAGCUGCAUCACAGAAUCCCAACAACUACAGAAAAUCAUUUCCGGAUUCCGGGUUGGUUCAGUCAAUGACGGGCGUAUAAACGGUAUAGAUUACCGCAUACCGUCUCGGAUCAUGUCUCUCAGUGCCCCACUGACGCCCCACUGAAAGAAAUGGACGGGACCCAGGACUUUGGACUCUUCACCAGAUGAAAAGGACACCAAAGUUUUGGGAGACUAUUUCACAUAAAGUGGCAAUUAAAAGGUCCCCUCACCUAUCAACUUAAAACAAAUAAUCCUGUGCAUCUCAAACUAGCCAAGAACAAAAAUGUCUCUCUGAUUCCCCAUGCCUGGGCGAGUCUUUCAAGGCUCGGUUAGUUGUAAUCCUGGAUUAAGCAAGAUUUUUUCCUGGGAAAACAGCCGUCUCUUCCCGAAACAAAGAAUAUGAGUUGUCAUGGUGACUAAACCUCAGUGGAUAACUUGGGCGUAGCGUUGCCAUUUUGGCAAGUACGUACGCACAACCAUAUUCGUAACAAAUUACGUUUUGGCUGUCCUUUAAUAGUUACAACUUUUAGCAGAUUACAGUCUUGUUUACGAUAGAGCUGGUACUGGAAUCAGAAAGUUUUCAUGCACAAGGCGCCUCCCCUAAGUAAACUUCCAAAGCGCUGAAUAUACAUGUACUUCACAAGAAAUUCAAAUAAGAUAUUUCGUUCAAUUGCUAAAUGUUUGGAAUGAAACAUAAGUUCUACUGUAGCUCAAGAAAAAUGACCACUUAAAGUGCAGAAAUUUGGAGAUUAAAGCAUCGGGUGGAAGAAUUUCGGCGUGUGCGUGAUUGAGUAAAUUUUCGGCAACCUUAGUCCUCUGCUGACUUUUGUGUUUCUCCUUUAUUUCGAUCAUGAAAUCGAUCGUGGAAAAGAUCAUUAUAGUAAGGGUUUUAGUAUUUAUUUAUUUAUUUUCAGUUGUUCUGAAUAUCUCUAAUGUUUUUCAUUGAAAACUAUUCCACAUCUGUUGAGUGCAAAUUUCCUGCAAAAUUCUUGUUGAUCAACCUCGUCCCCAGAGCUUUUCCCUCAAAAAAGUUUUUCAGGGAAAAGCCCUGGGGACGAGGUUCCUUGUUGAUACCUGGCAAAGUACUAUUGAGGGGUGGGAGGUGAGUAAGCAUUAGUGCUAAGGGAAGAGGGGUGACUGGGGUGAACGCAGGUACAUGGAGGUGAUCAGUGAGGGUAUGUGGGGAAGAGGGUGAUUAUAAGCCGUUUCGGUAAAGGUCAGCUGCUUUCAACUAACUGACAACUGUUGAUGGUAAAAUACAACUGGGCCUUCCCACAACGACACCUGUAGGGAUAGAGGUACUGAAGUGGUCAUUGUGGAGAGAAUAAGGCCACCUCCACACGCAACCGCAAAAAGGCCAAUAAUUGUAAAACCGCUUUCUUUAAUGAUAGUACUGUAAGUGAGGCUCUCUCUUUACUGGCUGUUUUGAAAGUUAGGAAGCGUGGCCGAGUGGUUAGAGCGCUGGACUUGCAAUUUCGAAGUCCCACUCUGACCGCUACCUGGAUUUGUUCACUGUAAUCCCGAGUUCAAAUCCUGGGCGAUGCUUGUAAAUAGCAAGCUGAUUUGCCUCCGGCCGGUUGGGAUUCAGUUAAAUUCAAUUUGAAUUAUUUGUUUCAGAUAUUUGCUGGGCCCCACUAGCAUUAGUGCUACAAAUACUGCGAGGGUAAAUAACGUAAUUAUAUAAUAUAUGUUAUAUAUUUUGGUUUUUCUUAAUAAAGGGCGAGGAUGCCCUACAGAGAAGCUCAGAGCUGAUCCACUCUGGAAAUGUUAUCAAGACUUCAAAAGGAGGCUCUCAGGAUCGUGUCAUGUUCCUAUUUGAUCAUCAACUUGUGUACUGCAAAAAGGUAAAAAAGAAAAAAAGAAAUAGCUUAGGGAAAUGUACGCACUGUAAAAUGAAAAGAGCCAAUUUGGCCCCAAAAAUGGGGCCGGAACGGGUGAGUCCAGAAUGGUACUGUUUUUGGGGCCAAUUCAGCCCCACUGAGAUGGGGCUGCUUUUGUACCAAAAUUUGGGCUAAAAUGACCCUUGCAUCGGGGCAAAAUUAGACCAUGUAAAGGGUCAAUAUGGAAAACACUAGGGCCAUUUUGGAUUUUCCAGUAGCCAAAACAGCCCCCUCAAAUUUUGGCCCUCUUAAAAACUACCCCUCCAAACUGUAGUCGAUUCAGCCCCAUAUCAGGCCAUUAUGGUUUUUUUAAUUUGGGUGGGGGCCUACAGAUUUUUUCCCUUAAUUAGGGUAUUGAGAAAUAAUGAAACCAAACUAAGGCUUAUUUCAAACAUUUAUUCAGUUCUGAAUGCAUGAGUUACUGUGAUCUGUGUACAUCAUAACAACGCGUAUUCCAACCUAUUUAUGUAAAAUUAUCUUCGGUUAAUCUCAACUUUUCUAGAUUGAACAUUUAGAAAUAUUGGAGGAAUUAAACUGGCCAAGAGAGACACUUGUCUUCGGUGCGAUCAAAGUAACUACUUACUUAGUACUUAGUACGGGUUAAGAAAUUUUCUCGGUGUGUUCUGGCUUGUAGCUAGCGAGCUACGGUGGCUCUUGGAGGAUUUUGUCGAGCUAUAAUUCUGUGGUAAAUGAACCGCUGCUAUGUCCGCCGUAAUAUCUUGAAUUUCUAUCUAGUCUUCCUUUAAAUCCUAAAGCACAAAUGGUCCCUUACGCGCUACGGCGCCAUUACUGCUUAUUCUAACUCAUGAAGAUCAGUAUUCCCUUAUCCCCUACAUCAAACCGGCUCGCGCGCACAUGAACAAAAACAGCACAGGGAGGGUAGAAUUAAAAUCCAUGCUAAAGAUUUCUCUCUCUUGUCUUUCAGGAAAUAUUAAAGAAAAAUGGCCUAACGUACAAAAGGAGAAUUGACAUGGACGACUUCACUGAGAUUUGGCUGAGAGAUGGAGAAGUUACAACUACUUUAAUUUAUUUCUUGUUUUCGUCUCAAACAAAUUCUAUGGCUUGACCAUGGGACGAAAAAUACUUACUCCGGCAGCAACUUAAUGCAAGACCAUGUAUGAACCUUUUUUCGGAGGACUCGAAAAAAAAAUCAGUUAGAGUUACUACAGUACCUUUUUGUGGCUGCAGACGCGAUCUUGGAAGUGUGGUAUUACGUGCGCAACCUAGAUCGUAGUUACGACAAGCUCGCUCGGCUGCCAGGGUUUUUCCUUCUUCCGGCCCUGUGAUUCUCGUUCUCGCUUUAAUCGGGUACGAAAGGAGAGGAUCACUUGGAAAGGAAACGAACUGAGCGAGGCACAGUGUUGUAGUUAGCAAUUUUCAGGCGUAAUUGCCUCACUAACGGAAGGAAUAAGAAGACAAGCUGAUCCCUUUUUUGUUUUUAGAAACGCUAAACAGAUCACCCCUUAACAACGCUUGGAAAAUCUAUAACUUCAAGAAGGAAAAGUGGUACAUAUUCCACACGAAAAAGGCGGCUCAGAGGGAAAACUUGGAUGAAAGCAUUUAA
Porites lobata is the source of this 5459-nucleotide messenger RNA. The record is from the annotation of a GenBank genome assembly. NCBI's taxonomy places the organism in Eukaryota, Metazoa, Cnidaria, Anthozoa, Scleractinia, Poritidae.